Messenger RNA from Protopolystoma xenopodis, 576 nucleotides. NCBI's taxonomy places the organism in Eukaryota, Metazoa, Platyhelminthes, Monogenea, Polystomatidea, Polystomatidae. The record is from the annotation of a GenBank genome assembly.
AUGCCUGAAACCGGCUUACUCUGCCACAGUCUCGAAGCUACGCUCUCUAUCGCGGCUAUUAACAUGACUACAGAGACUCGAAAGAACAUUUCUAUUUUUACUCAUACAACUCUCUGUGUGUUUUCGACGCCUAGACCCGACCUAUGCAUGCCAUAUCAGCUACUCUCUGUUCUAUACCCGCUAAGACUAACUGAUCUACAGACUAAUAUAAGCCCAGGCUUGUCUGCUUGUCUGCUUGUCUGUGUCACAAAUGGAGAAUUGGUACGUCUUUUGGCGGCCCAUCUGGCCUCAGUCGUUGGCUCCCGCUUGUUCUGCGAAAGCAGCGAUGCCUGUAGGGUCGGGCCACAACUGGUCGAGGUGCAUGUUUAUGUCAAAUAUGUACUGUCGGUGGCCAACUCACCAACAAGUGACCGCUUAAAUGACGUCUAUCGUGAGACCUUGACUGCAGACGACGCGUCCUUCACGGGUCAUCGGGUUUGGUUGUCCAGACCCAGACAAAAAAGUCUUGAUGUCCACCGGAUGCAGCGUCGUCAGGGUUGUAGCAAGGUCGACCAACACUUUUCUCCUCGCCUCUAA